This is a messenger RNA of Salvelinus fontinalis (brook trout), 3656 nucleotides long. RefSeq names its product deoxyribonuclease I-like 1 (gene dnase1l1). Gene Ontology annotation, biological process: DNA catabolic process. NCBI's taxonomy places the organism in Eukaryota, Metazoa, Chordata, Actinopteri, Salmoniformes, Salmonidae. The transcript is spliced from 9 exons. Gene Ontology annotation, molecular function: DNA nuclease activity. Gene Ontology annotation, cellular component: nucleus. Bases 1339 to 2265 code for a protein of 308 amino acids. The record is from RefSeq and is a predicted model, not a curated record.
UACAUGGAACCCAAAAGGGUUUGUACCUCAAACCAAAAAGGCUUGUCCUAUCGGCACAGCUGAAGAACCCUUUUGGGAUCCUUUUUUCUAAGAGUUUACAGUAGAGAAGAGGAGAAUAUCAUCUGUCUAAGAGUUUACAGUAGAGAAGAGGAGAAUCUCAUCUGUCUAAGAGUUUACAGUAGAGAAGAGGAGAAUCUCAUCUGUCUAAGAGUUUACAGUAGAGAAGAGGAGAAUCUCAUCUGUCUAAGAGUUUACAGUAGAGAAGAGGAGAAUCUCAUCUGUCUAAGAGUUUACAGUAGAGAAGAGGAGAAUCUCAUCUGUCUAAGAGUUUACAGUAGAGAAGAGGAGAAUCUCAUCUGUCUAAGAGUUUACAGUAGAGAAGAGGAGAAUCUCAUCUGUCUAAGAGUUUACAGUAGAGAAGAGGAGAAUCUCAUCUGUCUAAGAGUUUACAAUAGAGAAGAGGAGAAUAUCAUCUUUCUGAGAGUUUACAGUAGAGAAGAGGAGAAUCUCAUCUGUCUAAGAGUUUACAGUAGAGAAGAGGAGAAUAUCAUCUUUCUGAGAGUUUACAGUAGAGAAGAGGAGAAUAUCAUCUUUCUGAGAGUUUACAGUAGAGAAGAGAAGAUCAUCUGUCUAAUGAUGUCAACUUUAUUUCUCAACUCCUAAUAUUGAGCCUAUUACACUCUCUGUAGAAUCUGACAUAGGCUUUGACAAAGCACCUGUUAAUAGGGUCCCUGGGCCACUGGUCUGUCUGGGAGGGGUCUCUGGGCCACUGGUCUGCCUGGGAGGGUUCCCUGGGCCACUGGUCUGCCUGGGAGGGUUCCCUGGGCCACUGGUCUGCCUGGGAGGGUUCCCUGGGCCACUGGUUUGCCUGGUAGGGGGUCCCUUGGCCACUGGUCUGCCUGGGAGGGGUCCCUGGGCCACUGGUUUGCCUGGGAGGGGUCCCUGGGACACUGGUCUGCCUGGGAGGUGGUCCCUGGGCCACUGGUCUGCCUGGGAGGGGUCCCUGGGCCACUGGUCUGCCUGGGAGGGGUCCCUGGGCCACUGGUCUGCCUGGGAGGGGUCCCUGGGCCACUGGUCUGCCUGGAAGGGGGUCCCUGGGCCACUGGUUUGAGUUGAGAAGUGUAAUCGGGUGUGCUAGCGUAGCAGAGUUAAGAACGUGCCAUAAGCUCACUCCACAGCUAGCUUGAAGUGUCAUGGAUGGAGCCUCAAACCCCUGGGCAUUGUCAAGGAGCACGGCUACUGGUGUUUGGGAUCAGAGGAUCACCGGUUCAAGCCCAGUAUGGGGUAGUUGGACAGCGGAGGAAGCUAAACUGUUAGCAGCAUGUUAGCCUUGGCACCAUGUCCUCCUCUUCCUCCCUCCUCCUCCUCCUCUUCCUCCUCUCUCUGAGCGGGGUGAAGCUGACUACAGGGUUUAAGAUUUGUGCCUUUAACGUCCAAAGCUUCGGAGACUCCAAGUCACGCAACACUGAAGUCAUGCACACACUAAUACGGAUCGUGUCUCGUUGUGAUGUGUGCCUGCUACAGGAAGUGAGAGACACUAAACAGAAAGCUAUACCCCUGCUGAUAACUGAACUGAACAGGCAUAACAGCAAGAACCAGUAUGAUUACGUGGCCAGUGAGCGGCUGGGCAGGACACCUAGCUACCAGGAGCAGUAUGUGUUUGUGUUCAGGAUCGGCUCUGUGACAGUAACAGAUCAGUACCAGUAUCUUGACAUGUUGCCGGGAAAUGAAGAUGCCUUCUCCAGAGAACCCUUCAUAGUCCGCCUUCACACCCGCAAGACAGCCAUACGGGACUUUGUGUUAGUACCCCAGCACACCACUCCCACCAACGCUACUAAAGAGAUCGAUGCCCUCUACGAUGUCUUCCUGGAUGUCAAGAAGAAAUGGAAGACAGAGAUGGUGAUGUUCCUAGGGGAUUUUAACGCUGACUGUGGCUAUGUGGCCAAGAAGAACAGGCAGCAUGUACGUCUCUAUAGUAACCAGGACUUCCUGUGGCUGAUAGGAGACACAGAGGACACCACCGUUAGACAAACCACCACCUGUGCCUACGACAGGAUCGUUGUCCACGGGGAAGCAUUUGCAAAAGCCAUCGUGCCCCAGUCCGCACAACCUUUCAACUUCGCCAGAGAAUACGGCCUCACAGAGGAACAGGCCCUGGACGUCAGUGACCACUACCCAGUGGAGGUGGAGUUGAAGGCGGGGUCAGAACAUUUGGCAGGCCACACCCUUCUGAUCAUCCUCAUGGCCUUCUUCAUCUCCACCUGAACCUGUGGCCACGUUCCAGGCCGACUUUACUGCAGACACUGCAUUGCAUCAUGGUUGUGUCCCACGUCAAGCAUCAGAUGGUUAUACUGUAUCAUAUGAUGUGUAACAUACAUACAUACAUACAUAUUUUACACUGAACUAAAAUAUAAAUGCAACAUACAACAAUUCCAGAGGUUUUACUGAGUUACAUUUCAUAUAAGGAAAUCAGUCCAUUGAAAUAAAUUCAUUAGGCCCUAAUCUAUGGAUUUCACAUGACUGGGCAGGGGCACUGCCAUGGGUUGGCCUGGAAGGGCAUAGGCCCACCCAUUGGGGAGCCAGGCUAAGCCAAUCAGAAUGAGUUUUUUCCCCAUAAAGGGCUUUAUUACAGACAGAAAUGCUCCUCAGUAGCCCCUCCUCAGACGAUUCCACAAGUGAAGAAGCCGGAUGUGGAGGUCCUGGGCUGGUGUGGUUACACGUGGUCUGCGUUUUUUAGUCCGGUUGAACGUACUGCCAAACUCUCCAAAACAACGUUGGAUGCGGCUUAUGGUAGAGAUGUGCACAUUCAAUUCUCUGGCAACAGCUCAGUUGGACAUUUCUGAAUGUCAGCAUGCCAAUUGCACACUCCCUCAAAACUUGAGACAUCUGUGGUAUUGUUUUGUUUAACAACUGCACAUUUUAAAGUGGCAUUUUAUUGUCCCCAGCACAAGGUGCACCUGUGUAAUGAUCAUGCUGUUUAAUCAGCUUCUUGAUAUGCCAUACCUGUCAGGUGGAUGGAUUAUCUUGGCAAAGGAGAAAUGCUCACUAACAGGGAUGUAAACUAAUUUGUGCACAAAAUUUGAAAGAAAUAAGCUUUUUUUUUUUUUUGCAUAUGAAUUUGAAUUUCUGGGAUCUUUUAUUUCAGCUCAUGAAACAUGUGACCAGAAAUGUACAUGUUGCGUUUAUAUUUGUGUUCAGUGUAGUUAGCAUAAUAUGUUAAACACCUGUACAGGUGAGAUCUGGCAGGUGUCUGCAAUGUAGUCAGCCUGGAGAACUGUGUGUGUGUGUGUGUGUGUGUGUGUGUGUGUGUGUGUGUGUGUGUGUGUGUGUGUGUGUGUGUGUGUGUGUGUGUGUGUGUGUGUGUGUGUGUGUGUGUGUGUGUGUGUGUGUGUGUAGAUGGUGAUGUUCCUAGGGGAUUUUAACUCUGUGUGUGUGUUUUUGUGUGUGGGAGAUGGGAGAACUCUAUAUGACUUCUGGGUCGAAUACCAAAACACAAAGUAGAAAAACCUGCCUGUGUGCCCUUGAGCAAGGCACUUAACCCUAAUUUGCUCCAGCACAGUACUUCUAUGGCCGACCCUGUAAAACAUUUCACGGCACCUAUCCGAUAUAUGUAAAAAUAAAACAUGUUUUUGCUGACACAUUCAAUCAAACACCUA